AAAUGUCGUCCAGUGAGAUUGAAGAGUUUGUGAACGGGGCGCUCGUUUCUUGGAUUGAAUCGUGCUUACCGCGGCAUGAAAUAAUUGCCGGAUACGUGUCACUGCUUGAUGGUACGAUACUGCACAGCGUCUACCUACAGAUUGAUCCCGAACCGCAGCAUCAUCCGGCAAAGAUUCGCGGCACCGCGGAAGUGCUGACCUCGCUCGCUGCCGCCCGCACACGCAACUUUGACGCGAUCGUCAAGAAUCUACGCAAUCUGUACGAUGAAGAGCUUUGCCAAACGAUACUGGCCCUACCGGACUGUUCCGUGUUGGGGCAUUCGCCCGAAUCGAGGGCCGGACUGGAGCAGAUGAAACUGCUCAUUACCUUACUGCUCGGUGCGGCCGUCCAGUGUCCGAACAAGGAAAUAUUUAUCGCCCGAAUCAAAGAGCUGGACGUGAACACGCAGCAUGCAAUCGUGGAGGUGAUUAAGCAGGUGACGGACAGUCAAACACUCGUCCUGACGCAGGAAUCGUUGGACCAAUUGUCCCCGGAACUGAUGUGCAAACAUCUCGUCCGGUUAGCGAAGGAACGCGAUCAGUAUCACGGAAAGUGGAUGUCCUCCUUCAUCACGGACAGCGAGCAGCAAGCGCUGGUCAACAGUUCCAGCUCAAAAAGUAGCCUCCACAAUGCAUCAUCUGCUUCGACAAGUACGGCCAACACACCAUCCACCACCUCGGAGAACAAUCAUCUCGCGGUGGAGUUGGCCGAUUACAAAUCGAAACUUCGAAAGUUGCGCCAAGAGUUGGAGGAGAAAUCGGAACUCCUUAUGGAGGUAAAGGAGGAGCUGGAUCACAAAUGCAACCAGUACGAAAAGCUGCGCACAGAAAGCCAGGACUGGUACUCGGAGUCACGCCGUGCCGCAGCCUAUCGGGAUGAGGUGGACGUGCUCCGGGAACGUUCCGAACGAGCAGAUCGGCUCGAGAUUGAAGUACAAAAAUUGCGUGAAAAGUUAUCCGAUGCUGAGUUUUAUAAGACCCGCGUUGAGGAACUUCGCGAAGACAACCGGAUGCUGUUGGAAACAAAAGAAAUGCUCGAAGAACAGCUGGCACGGUCGCGUAAGCGUAGCGAUCAGGUGAUGACACUCGAGGCGGAAAUAAUCAAGUUCAAGCAGCUGAUGAACGAUAUGACACUGGAGCGAGAUGUGGACAAGAGCAAGCUGCAAGAAUUGCUGGAGGAAAAUGUGCAACUGCAGCUAGCGACGAAGAAUCUUAUGGCCGGCCCCGAUGCGAACAUUGCGAAUCAGGCCCAAUCCGACACGGAUACGGACGAUUUACCUUCGAACGAUAACAGUCUCUCGGAGCAGCUAACCACGAAUGCUCAAACUCGUGCCCUCAAGUUGGAGUUGGAAAAUCGGCGAUUGUUGGCCGCAUUGGACAGCCUGAAGGAAUCCUCUUUCCAUGAAAAUUCCAACAAAAUUCUGGAGCUGGAAAAGGACAAGAAAAAGCUCUCGCUCCGUCUAGACCAAACGCAGGAAAAUUGUAACCGGCUGGUGCAGCAAAACAGUGAGCUAGAGAACGUGUUCAAAAAUGCGCUCGAAGAAAACAAAAAGCUCCAGGAUGCGAUCGAUUCCAAGCAGCAAAUGAUCGAUCGACAAACGCACGACCGUGAGCUGGAUCGGAUCCGGCAGAUCGAUCUGGAAAAGCAAAUCGAAUCCCUCACGAAGGAUAAGCAGCGGGUGCAGAAUCUGUUCGAAAGCAUUCAGCGCCGUACGAUCGAUCUAGAGCGUUCGAUCGACACCAAGAGCAAGGAAAGUGUGCAGCUGAACGAACGACUGAAAGAUCUCGAAGAUGUGCGUAAGGAGGUGUACGAUUUGCGGGGCAAGUGUGCUACGGUCGAGCGGGAAAACGUGAAUCUCAACAAGGAGCUCGUCAAGUACAAGGAAGUGUUGGAAAAGUGUGAACAUGAUCUGGACACGGUUGGCGGACAGCUGGAAGCGAAGGAGAAGGAAAUCGAACAGCUGGCUAAGCAGGUGCAGGAAGGUUCGGAUGUGCUGGUGAAGCUGCAGGAGCUAGAGAAGGAAAAUCAGGAACUACUUUCCCAGCAGAAGAUGCACUCCGAUACGAUUGCCACGCUGCAGAAGGAUCUGUACGAUGGCACGAUGGCAACGAAGAAGGUCAAACAAAGCCUGGAACGGCUAGGACUGAACGAUACCGAGCUCGAGCGGAACGACAUGAACGUGGAGGUGUUUGUCGAGAAGCUGUGUAAGAAUCCGGAAUCGUUCAAAACGGUCCGCGAGAUUGUGCUGAAUGUGGUGGGCAAGGAUCAGGGAAGCGGACUGUCCGGUGGCACAAAAUCGGCCGACAUUUGUGUACUUUGCCAUCGGCAGGAGAUCUACACGGUGGAGAAGAACAUAGAAUUUUCUAACUGCGAUGAAACACCAUCCGAUAACGCGACAAACUCAUCCGAGCUGGACCAAAAGUUGGAUCAAUUAAAGCAAGAGCACGCUUCCCUGCUUGCUGUACAGGAAUCGUUGCAGGAGGAAAACGCUCGCCAGAAGGUAAAGGAGGCAACACUCGGUUCGCAGAUAGCAUCGCUCAACACGCAGCACAUAGCAUUGCAGCUGGCCAACUCACAGCUAGCCGUCGAGAAGGACAUGCUCGUGAAACAGGUGGAAGCGAAGCGUCAGCAGUACGAAUCGUUGCAGCACGACUAUGUCACGCUGCAGUGUCUGCACGAGCAACUCAGCAGCGAUUACGAUACGCUGAACGGUGAGAAGGAACUGCUGAAGAAUACGAUCCGUGACCUGAAAACGGAGAAUCGCGAUCUCCGAGAGCGAACGGUAGCACUCGAGCGAAAGAUCGAGGAACUCCAGACGGAACAGCACUCGAUGAAGGAUGGACUGACAAACUUGAACAAUUUGCGAGCCGAGCAUUCGAAGCUGAAGGACGACUUUCGGUGUCUGUUUACGACGAGCGAACGAUUGAAGCAAGACUACAAAAAUUGUCACGAUCAGUAUCGUGCAUUCCGGACGGAGAACAGCCGAUUGAAGCUGCGUAACACAGAGCUGUCCGGGGAGCUGACGAACAAAAAGGAGCAAAUCAGUAACCUGGAGAUUGAGUACACCAAAAUAAACCAAAGAUGCGAGAUGUUGCUUAACAUGAACGCCAGCCUGGACAUUGAUCGGCGCACACUAAUGGACCACGUGUCUCAGAUCCUCGCCCAGUACCAGGAGCUGUUGGCUCACUCGCUGGAGGACAAGCAGCACUACCAUGACGAGGAGAAGAACUUCACCGACAAGCUGAACAACCUGAACCGCCAGAAGGAAAAGUUAGAGGAAAAGAUAAUGGAACACUACCGGAAGCUGGACAGUUGCUCGCCGAAAAAAAAACCGUUUGGAUUGAAUCUGGUAAAGAAAAUGCGCCGCGCUGGAUCAGAACUGAUGAAUCGCGUCCCGAAUAGGAAUCGUCGUUCGUGGGUGGAAGAACAACGUCUCACCCAAAGUCAGUGUCUUUCCAUGGGCUCAGAAUCGGGUGGCAACGAAUCGGACAACAGUAUCGAGGAACCCAAUUCGGUCGCAUCCGAUACGAACCUGCUACAGCGUGGAUCACAACUCCGUCAAAGUCUCCAGAGGAAGCCAAACAAUGAAGCACUGAAUGCGACUCUGCUUCGAGGUGGAAUUCGCAGCAGUCUGCAGGCCUCCCGAAGGGAUGAUGUGAAUCCUGCCCAUAGAAACAGCUUCCAGGGGUUUGAUACGGCGACCGAUGCCUUAAACCUAGGCACGGCUGGUACUCGCCGUACGGUGUACCUGGACGAUAAGAUCGUCAACUCCGGCUCAAGCACACCGACCGGUGGUGUGGCCGUAAAUCCAUCUCCUCCUCCAUCCAUCUCUACACCGCCCCCUCCACCACCGCCCCGCACAGAUCAGAACAGCGGUGGAACCACCACUUCCGCCAGCCAGACGAACUCAUCGGCGGAGCCUACGUUCGUACUGUUGAACAGAAUUUCAACCACAACGACCACACUAAAGACGGAGACCACGUCCAACCUGCUGCCCGGUAGCGCACAACAGAUGGAGGUAAGCGGUAACCCGUCCGGAGCUCCCAAUGCCGGUUCAACGGCACUCUGUGGCAUGGAGGACAGUAACAAAAAGGACUCCAAUGGUAACAAUAGCAAUAAGAAGAAAGCGGAACCGAAGAACAGAGACAGCGCGAUAUGGUACGAGUAUGGGUGUGUAUGA
Molecule: messenger RNA, 4220 nt
Organism: Anopheles maculipalpis
Lineage: Eukaryota; Metazoa; Arthropoda; Insecta; Diptera; Culicidae
Gene: Girdin
Product: girdin
Exons: 8
Coding region: 3-4220 (1405 amino acids)
Biological process (GO): cytoskeleton-dependent intracellular transport; cytoplasmic microtubule organization
Cellular component (GO): cytoplasm; centrosome
Molecular function (GO): dynein light intermediate chain binding; microtubule binding
Source: RefSeq, a predicted model, not a curated record